CGCCUGAAUAAUACGCCCCUCUCUGACAGGAUGAUAAAUGUGUUGUAGGUAUAUGAAGGUUGUCAUUCCUUCUUGUAUCAAUCGUAUACAGAGUUAUUGAUCUGAAAUUUAUCCAAAUUUGAGGAUAGGAACUGCAUUAAUUGUGUUAUUGUGUGAUUUGAAGUUAGUAAUAUUACUUAUGCCCAUGUGAGGAUACAUCAUGAAUGAAGAAGUGGAGACGAGCCUCCUUGUCAUUGUGCUCGACACCAAUCCAGCACAGAGACUGUUGCGGGAGCGCACACACAACCUGACGCAAUGCCUCGAAUCAGUAAUAGCAUUUGCAAAUUCGCACCUAAUGUUGAAGUCAGCAAACAGACUGGCCAUGCUGGCCUGCCACAGCAGAUCCACAGAAUUUCUGUUCCCACCUCCCCCUGCAGCCUUCGGCACGCAGGCAGCAAUGCUUCGACAGGUGGAUGGCCAGUAUGAAUUAUUUACCCAUGUUGAGAAAACUAUUCGGCAGAGCUUGCAGCAGCUUCUAAUGAGAGACACAAAGAGUGAGCCUGUGGGGUCAGCAUGCGAGUCCUUACUGGCCGGAGCCUUGGCCAUGGCUCUUUGCUAUAUUCACAGGUUGGAGCAGGAUUUAUCCUCAGGGCGAAACAUGAACUCUCGAAUCCUGGUUGUGACAGGAAGUGCAGACAGUGCGUCCCAGUACAUGAGCUACAUGAAUGUGUUCUUCACAGCUCAGAAACAGAAUGUGACCCUUGAUGUGUGCAGCAUGGAGCAAGACAUGAGUCUCUUGCAGCAAGGGUGUGACAUUACUGGCGGGCUGUAUCUUCGCAUUCCACAGCUUCAAGGGCUGCUACAGUACCUGCUGUGGGUGUUCCUACCUGAGCCACCAAUCAGGAAGAAGCUGGUCCUGCCACCACCAGUUAAAGUCGACUACCGAGCUGCCUGCUUCUGUCAUCGAGAGCUCAUCGAUAUUGGGUUCGUCUGUUCAGUCUGCUUGUCCAUUUUCUGCAAGUUCAGCCCAAUCUGCACAACAUGCCACACAGUAUUCAGGAGUCCAGGUCCCCUGCCCAUCAAGCCAAAGAAGAGGAAGAUCAAACUCAACUGAACUUCAUAUCUUUUUGUAUUUACACACACCAAAAUAAAGCCUUUAAUUUUAA
This is a messenger RNA of Cryptotermes secundus, 1145 nucleotides long. It is a transcript of the gene Tfb4, whose product is annotated as general transcription factor IIH subunit 3. The transcript is spliced from 8 exons. The coding region runs from base 200 to 1093 and encodes 297 amino acids. Gene Ontology annotation, cellular component: transcription factor TFIIH holo complex; transcription factor TFIIH core complex. Gene Ontology annotation, biological process: regulation of DNA-templated transcription; nucleotide-excision repair. The record is from RefSeq and is a predicted model, not a curated record. NCBI's taxonomy places the organism in Eukaryota, Metazoa, Arthropoda, Insecta, Blattodea, Kalotermitidae.